This is a messenger RNA of Miniopterus natalensis, 923 nucleotides long. RefSeq names its product endothelial cell surface expressed chemotaxis and apoptosis regulator (gene ECSCR). NCBI's taxonomy places the organism in Eukaryota, Metazoa, Chordata, Mammalia, Chiroptera, Miniopteridae. Gene Ontology annotation, cellular component: cytosol; plasma membrane. Gene Ontology annotation, biological process: negative regulation of angiogenesis; positive regulation of endothelial cell apoptotic process; positive regulation of proteasomal protein catabolic process. The record is from RefSeq and is a predicted model, not a curated record.
CUAUGGACAGAGCCUCCACCGAGCCGCUGCCUGCCCACCCCAGACCCAGCUGACAUGGGGACUGUUGGAGCAACGCAGCUGUGCUGGGUGAUCCUCAGCUUCCUCCUACUCCAAGCCACUCCAGAGAAGGCCUCACAGGUCCCCACAGUACCCAGUAAACCUGUGAUGUCAAGCUCAAGCACCAUGGAUGGCCACUCCCCAUCCCAGCCACAGCAGCACACAUCAGGACUUGACACCUCUCAAAAUGUUACUCCCAAAUCAGCCACCAUGAGCCUGAGGACAAGAGAAGACUCCACCAUUCUGCCCAGCCCUACGUCAGAGACGGUGCUCACUGUGGCUGCAUUUGGUGUAAUCAGCUUCAUUGCCAUCCUGGUGGUUGUGGUGAUCAUCCUGGUCGGUGUGGUCAGUCUAAGGUUUAAGUGUCGGAAGAACAAGGAAUCUGAAGAUCCCCAGAAACCUGGGAGUUCGGGGAUAUCUGAAAGCUGCUCCACAGCCAAUGGAGAGAAAGACAGCAUCACCCUCAUCUCCAUGAAGAAUAUUAACAUGAAUAACAGCAAAGGAAGCCGCUCAGCAGAGAAGGUUCUUUAAAAGCAACUUUGAGUCCAAGGAUGAUGAAGCUGCCCUGUGACUGACUGUAAGGAGGAAGGCAACGGGAGCAGUAGAGGCAAUAAACCACAUAUAAAUUAUUUUAUUGUUUCACAUCUACUCCCAGAUCUAAUGCAUACUAACAUUCCUCCAGAUCUGGGAGCAAGCUACCAACAUGAGAGGCUCUUUCCCUUAAGGACUACCAUUCCAGAAACACAGCCAGUUCCUCCCACCUUCUCAAAGUCAUAGGAAGGAGAAGUCUAUAGAGCAAAAGCAAGGACAAUGACAAAGUGGAUUGGUCCUUUCUACUUGCCAUUAAAAUUAUUUUCUGGCCUGCA